CAUUUAUCUACACAUCCAAAUAUGAGCGAAGAAAACGAGGAAUCCAUUAAUUUUCAUCAAAUGGAAUUAGAUGAAAGAAUCCUAAAGGCAAUAGCAAAUUUAGGAUGGCUAACCCCAACGCUUAUCCAGGAGAAAGCAAUACCGCUGUUGUUAGAAGGAAAAGAUGUACUUGUUCGAGCUCGAACCGGUUCUGGAAAAACUGCUGCCUUUUCUAUACCAGUAAUACAAAAAAUUUUAAAUUCGAAAAACGCAGCUACAGAACAGUGUACUACAGCAUUGAUUUUAGCUCCAAGUAAAGAAUUAUGUCAACAAAUAACAAGUGUUUUACAAGAUCUUACAUCAAAAUGUGGCAAAAUUGUAAGAAGUAUAGAUUUGUCGGGAAAUAUAGAUUUAUUAGCGCAGAAACAUCUUUUAUCAGAACGACCAGAUAUUAUAGUAUCAACCCCAUCAAAAAUUUUAAAUCAAUUACAAAAUCAAAAUGUGGAAUUGAAAAGAGGGUUUGAAACUUUAGUUAUAGAUGAAGCUGAUUUAGUAUUUUCAUUUGGAUUUGAGAAUGAUUUAAAAAAAGUUUUAGAUUUCUUACCACCUAUGUAUCAGGCAAUUUUGUCUUCCGCCACUUUAAGUGAAGAUGUAGUAAAUUUAAAAAAUUUAGUUUUACAUAAUCCUGUUACUUUGAAAUUAGAAGAACCAGAAAUGGCUCCCGCCAGUCAACUAUCACAUUACCACAUUUUAGCCGAGGAAAAUGACAAAGCUGCCAUUUUAUAUGCUUUAUUCAAACUACAUUUGAUUAGAGGAAAAUGCAUAAUUUUUGUUAAUACUGUGGACAGAUGUUAUAAACUUAAACUUUUUCUUGAACAAUUCAGUAUAAAAGCCGUUAUAUUAAAUUCAGAACUUCCUGCAAAAAUUCGAAUUCAUUCAGUUAAUCAGUUUAAUCAAGGGAUAUAUGAUAUUAUUAUUGCGUCAGAUGAAAAAGCUUUAGAAAAUCCAGAUACAAACGGUGUGAAAAGGGCAACAGGAAGCAAGAGGAAAUCAGAUAAAGAGUCUGGAGUCGCACGUGGAAUUGAUUUUCAAUUUGUUUCAAACGUAAUUAAUUUUGAUUUUCCUCUAGAUACAAGCUCAUAUGUUCACAGAGCUGGAAGAACAGCCCGAGGGACAAACAGCGGUACGGUUCUUUCAUUUGUUAGUGUUAAAGAGAAAAAUUUGCAUGAUUCAACCGAAGAAUAUCUGCGUAUCGGUUAUGUAACAGAUGAUGAAGUUAUGAAAAAAUACCAAUUCAAACUUGAAGAAGUAGAACCAUUUCGAUAUAGAGCAAAAGAUGCGUGGCGUGCGAUAACUAAAGUUGCUGUUCAGGAAGCUAGAUUAAAAGAAAUUAAAAUUGAAAUGUUUAAUAGUGAAAAAUUAAAAGGUUUCUUUCAAGAUAAUCCACGCGAUUUGCAAGUUUUACGUCACGAUAAACCAUUGAAAACUGUAAAAGUUCAACAGCAUUUGUCACAUGUACCCGAUUACAUUGUACCAGAACCUUUAAAAAGAUUGUCUGGUAUAUCCAAAUUAACAAAAAGUAAAAAACCAUACGAAAUUAAAUCAAGAUCUAAAGCCAUUUACGAAGCGAAAAAAAAUAAUCCGUUACUGGUAGCUGAAGUAGAUUUUGCCAAAAAAAGGAAGCGAUUUUAGGAAAAAAAAAAAUCAAUAUUUUUAUAAAUCAUUAAUAAAGUUAAAUUAAAUUUAAAAAAAUUUCUGUAUUAAUGACUAAA
Messenger RNA from Condylostylus longicornis, 1751 nucleotides. It is a transcript of the gene Hlc, whose product is annotated as probable ATP-dependent RNA helicase DDX56. Bases 22 to 1671 code for a protein of 549 amino acids. The transcript has 6 exons. Gene Ontology annotation, cellular component: nucleolus. Gene Ontology annotation, molecular function: RNA helicase activity; nucleic acid binding; ATP binding. The record is from RefSeq and is a predicted model, not a curated record. Lineage: Eukaryota; Metazoa; Arthropoda; Insecta; Diptera; Dolichopodidae.